AUGGUGUUCAAGCUUGCUCAACGCGGACAAUUUGCGUUUCGACGCUUCAAUAGUCGCGUGCUUUACGUACCCAGUUCGGGACUGCGGACUGAAGUCAUUGCCAGCUCCUUCGCGGCAAGGCCCAGUAUCGAAGGCCUCUUUCGGUCGUUAUCCCUGAGCAAUUCGUAUGUCACCACUGCCGCCAAGCCAAAAACCAAGGCAAACAAGACUGUACAGAAGAAGAAGGCUUCUAAGAAACCUACUCCUCCUCCAAAGCGCGGCCGCCCUGGGAAGAGUGACAAGGAGAAGAGGGCUGAAGAGAAAAAGAAAGAAGCAAGGAUUCAAGCAAGGGAGGACCUGGAGAACCUCAAGCAGGCUGCGCUGACACCCCCUAAACCUCUACCAACCUCCAAAAUCGCGAUCUUUUCCACUGGAAAGGGCCCUCUUGCGGAGUCGGUGAAGGCAUUCAAAGAGAUAUCUCAAUUCCAUGUUGACGAGCUUGCACAAACUGCUGAAAAGAAUGCAGAAACCAACCGACACAAUCUUGAACAGUGGAUUGAAUCCCACACUCCUCUCGAGAUAAAGAAUGCCAAUGCUGCUCGCCGCAAGCUUCGCCGCAUCCUACCGAAGAAAUCUAGACUUUAUAGCCCAAUCAAAGACGACAGGCAGGUAAAGGGGCCACGUAACGCUUACCUGCUCUAUUCUCUCGAUAUGCAUAAUAGCGGAGAGCUCAGACAUCUAUCUGCUAAGGAGCGGGUAGCUGAAACUGCUCGCAGCUGGAAGAAUGCAAGCGAGAGUGAGAAAGAGAAAUAUAAGUCUCUCCAGGAGGAGGAUCGAAAGAGGUACAUCAACGAGUACAAGUCGACCUAUGGGGAAGAACCCAAGCUGGUGGAAUCAAGUGAUGCUGAAGAUCUUUAA
Trichophyton rubrum CBS 118892 is the source of this 897-nucleotide messenger RNA. RefSeq lists its product as uncharacterized. The record is from RefSeq and is a predicted model, not a curated record. The transcript is spliced from 3 exons. The coding region runs from base 1 to 897 and encodes 298 amino acids. NCBI's taxonomy places the organism in Eukaryota, Fungi, Ascomycota, Eurotiomycetes, Onygenales, Arthrodermataceae.